CUGGUCGCGAGCAGAUAAAAGUGCAGUCCGCGCAUGCGCAGUGUACAAAGCGCCGGAGGCGCCGGGAGUAGCAAGAUGGCGGCAGCCGCAGCAUCAGGGGAAGCUGCCUCUAAUGGUAACGGUAUGGAGGUGGACGUGGCCGGUGAGUGAGGACUUGCUCUCUCUGUGUAUAAUGGCAGCAGUGGAGGCUGGCUCCAGGCUCCCUGGGGCUGGCUGACCGUGGGCACUGGGUGUAUGGCUGCCAGGUGUCCCCAGUAAUACAGGGGGGCCCCAGGGGUAGCACCCCCACAUUGUAUUCCUGGAGCCAGGUAAUGCCAUGCUGAGGGGCUCAGCCACCUGGCCCUGCAACAUGGAGCAUUGCUAUGGUACUGUAUGGGAAAUGUAUCAACCACAGCCACUUCCUACUGCAUUCCUCUGCAAUGUAAACAGUGUAGCAUAUGAAUGCCACAUACAGAAGGGCAGCACUCUUCAUGUAGUGCCCGGCUGCACCUCAGAGAUAACAUGGAGAAUGUGGUAUCCCACCCCCCACCCCCCCCGGGGUGCUGUCAUCUGCCUGUAGCCUCAUUGAAACCGGUGGACUCUCUCCCUCUAGAAAUGUGCUGUAGGGCUCAGUAAUGUCAAUGUCAAGUAAUUAAAUGACGAGAUAAGGAGAUAAGCCACUAGCACCUGGGGAACCCCUUUAGCUUGCAUAAUAAUUUUUGGUCGUGUUAAAGUUUUGUUGUUUGUUUAUUUUUUUAUACUAUUUUGUUAUUUAUAUUUUCAGUUACAUACGUUGCCGGCCAAGUAUGUAAAUUAGUUCAGGGGUUAUUGAAAACAUAAAAAAACGAUUCGGUCAGACUAACCUUCCCUAUGAAAUAAUAAUAAUAUAUAUAUAUAUAUAUAUAUAUAUAUAUAUAUAUAUAAAAAAGUUUUCUCUGCUGCUCGAACUUCUCUCUGAUGAAACAAAACUAUUUAAAGCCCAGAUUCGCCAGCAUGGGGAAUGUCUGUCCUUGUUCUCCAUUUUCACUGUUGGUAGAUGUUAAUUUGUAACAUACUUUGUAUCUCGCUUUUCAUUUAGCCCUGCCAACUGUGAUGGCACAAGGUGUAACUGGCAGUGUGACAGUAGCACUCCAUCCUCUCGUCAUUCUUAAUAUCUCCGAUCACUGGAUCCGCAUGAGAUCCCAAGAGGGGCGUCCUGUGCAAGGUGAGACUAAUCUCCGCAAUCAAUGCAUUCAUCUGUUCUGCUUCCAGUAUUUAUCUCCCUUACUUUCACAUUCUGUCUUGAGGAGGUUCUCUGUCACGAUUAAUGCUGUUGGGUCACAUGGCCAAUAGCACUGUUACCACUGUUAUACUUGCUUUUUACAUUUAAAAAAUGUUUUUUGGUCUUGUUUUCUGACUGCCUAAAAGCCAUCUUGCUUUUAUUCUUCAGUUAUUGGCGCCCUUAUUGGAAAGCAGGAGGGAAGAAAUAUUGAAGUGAUGAAUUCAUUUGAGCUCCUUUCUCAGAUCAACGACGAUAAGAUCACGAUCAACAAAGAAUAUUAUUACACCAAGGAGGAGCAAUGUGAGUGUAAAUCUAGGAGGUAGAAGAAAAUUGGAGAUGUAGUAAGUGGGAGAGGAACUCUGGUUAUUGUAAAAGGUAUUAAUUAUUGUGUCCAAAAGAAGAUUGACAUGGAGAACGGGUUGCUCCUACAGCACCAGUAGCAAUUUAUUAAUAGAUUUGUACAAUGUAUGAGUCGAACUGUCGGUUUGUUGACCAAAGAUUGACCAGUACUUGAUUUGUUCAUCGUAGUUGAAAAUAAUCUUUUGCCAAGUCUAUUCAUUAAUAUCCAGAUUUAGUGGGGUUCCAUACGUGCAUGUUCUUUUGUUUUGUUCUGCCUGAAGAAUAUGGAGAAUUGAUGGAAGGAACAGGGUAAAUGGGAGUUUUUCCUGGUUAUGAAUAGAUAAAGUAUAUUCUAGCGAUUAUAAUAUGUUUUUCUCUAGUUAAGCAGGUGUUUAAAGAAAUGGAGUUCCUGGGCUGGUAUACCACUGGAGGGUCCCCAGACCCAUCAGACAUUAAUGUCCACAAACAGGUACUGUGAUAAUUGUGUGACCAUUGGACAGAGAUAGAAAACAAAAUCUUAUGCCUCUGUUUAUACCAAAAAGGAUAUUUUAUGGAUAGGAGAUUGGGCAUUAAAACAAUUGUAACAAUGUACUCUAAGAAUCACUAUGGCUAAUUGUAGAGGAUAUGGGACAAAAAUAAGAACUCUCAACUCCUACAGAGAGGCCUCUCUGCUUCAGUUCAGUUGCUGCAGAAAUUUUAGAUUAUGCUAGCUUUAGUGUACAUAUAAUCUUAAUUUUUAUUAAUGACAGGAGGCAAAUAAUUUUGCUUAACUCUCUUUACUAAACUCCACAGCAGCACAAGUUUAAUUAGCAACAUAUUAACCAAUCAGAAAAAAAAAAAAACAGCAACAACAAAACUUCCUUCCUCUGUUGUCACUUCCUCUUUAAAGCUGCGUAAAAAUAAGGAACAGAGUAGAUCUAGGCAACCAAAGAGUCCAGAACGGAAUAGGCGAUAAGGUGAAAGGAAACCAUAAUUAGACGGAUAAUCCCCUUCAAGCUCUGUGUCUGUAGGGAACUUUAAACUGAAACGAGAGAACGGUCGAAAAAAGGAAUUAAUCUAGGAAAUGGACUAGUAAAAGGCAUGUAAACCUCACAGGAAUAAGCACCUCACUAUGUUCAUAAUUAAGGCUACCUUGCAAAUUAAUAGAGAAGAAAUACAAAUGGAAGUCUAAAACGACCAGACAGUAACCUUAUUAUACCCACCUUAUAAAGAACGUCAACCCCCUAUAGAAAGAGGGGAUGUGAAACUAAAUUAGUGGGAAAAUAUUUGCCUCCUGUCAUUAAUAAAAUUAAGAUUAUAGGUACACUAAAGCUAGCAUAAUCUACAAUUUUAUUACCUUGUAGGUGGCUUCAUAAUUUGCUGUUUUAACGCUUCUCAGUGUUGGAGAGGCAUGCGGAGGACAACGAAAAUAGAACCUACGAACGGGGUCUUCAUGUGACCAGUCCGCAGAUCGUAGAAUGUCGUAAAGUGAAGCACCUGCCAGAAGGGCUCCCGAGGUAGCUGUGCCUCUCACUGAGUGUGCCCCAAAGGAGGGGUCGACACCUGCUAACGAUAGCAACCAUCUGAUCCAUCGUGCCACGCUGGUGGCAGAGACUGGCUUGUUAGGGCGCACGUAGGAAAUAAAAAAUUGACCAGAUACGGAGGGGAGAAGUAAUGUCUGCAUAGCGGGAAAAAGUAGAAACCACACAAAGUUUGGGAAGGUCAUGGAAGUACGGGUAAAAAAAAAAAUGUAGAGGAGUCAGAUUUAGAUCAUCUGGAGAUGGAGAAGGUAACUCCGUCUGGCCAAAUGGAAAAGGCGCGGACAUAGGAGACCAUGCGGAAGGAAACAAGGCACAGCAGAAGAGUAAGUUUCACUGGGAGUUGUCGAACGGAAAAGUCCUCAUUAAUCGGCCAAUUCCGUAGGAAACAAAGUACCAGGUUCACGUCCAAGAAGUGUGCAUAUUUAGGCGCUGGAGGGCGAGAUAAUUAAUGCCCCGUAGGAGCAUGCAGACCAAGGGAUCCUGUCCUAUAGGUGAUCCCUGUAUCGGGACAUGAGCGGCCAAAAUAGCUGAGUGAACCACAUUGAUGGACCGAUAGGAUCUCCCUGACUUGAAGAGGUGUGGGAUAAAAGACUCCGGAAACAGGGUCUGUAAGGGGAUCAGUGUCACGUUCCAGGCACCAACUGCAGCAAGAAUUCCAGGCUGAUAAGUCCCCGGAGCCCAUGAGUCCCAGAGUAGGCCUCUAGCCUUCUGCGAUAGGCUGCUGACGUUCCAGGAUCCCCGGAAUGAAUCCAAGCCAGAUGUGGUUGGCCUUUUGAAUCCAGGAAAAUGUCCAGUAUGGAAGGGAGCAGAAGGGGAUCCUGCCAAGUGAGGUCCAGCAGGUCCCGGAACCAGGUCUGGCCGUGCCGACGGAUCUGCAGAAGCACUCUGGGACUCAUAGCAAACGCAGGGAAGUUGUAGGCGCCCCGUUAAGGCCACUCUUGGAGGAAGGCGUCCACGGCUGAGCACUCUGGAUUGGGUACCCAGUUGAAGAAAUUCACCAGUUGGUAAUUCUUUCGGGAGGCAAAUAGAUCCACCACAAAUGGUCCUCUCAACCGUUCAAUGUAAAGGGAAAUCGAGCAAUGAAGGCGCCAGUCGCUGGUGUCCCUCCAAUACCUGGAAAACCAAUCUGCCGUCAGGUUCGUAGCCCCUGGCAAGUAUUCCACUUGCAGCGUAAACAAAAAUCAUAGAUCUCCUUCGUCACUUCCAACGGCAGCCGUGACCGUGCACCACCUAGACGGUUGAUAUAUUGCACCGACAAAAUGUUGUCCAUCCUCAAGAGGAUGCAACAAACAAACAGGUGGCCGGCCAGACUGCGGAUUGCGAACGAGCCUGCGAUCAACUCCAAUCCGUUGAUAUGGAAAUCGGUUUCCGCGAUCGUCCAUAGACGCGGUCUGGCACGUUACACCCCAGCCCCAGAGACUCGUGUCUGACUCUCUGAUAACAUCCGGAGUUGGUCCGAAGAUUGCUUUGCCGUUCCAAGCGGACAUGUUUAGAAGCCACCAUCGUAGUUCCUCCUUGAAGUCUGGGGUUACCAGGAUUACCUGAUGAUUAGGAAAAGGUCAUUGCCUAAAGGAAUCUUGCCUUCAGACGUUGCAUGGCCCGAUAGUGAAGAGGUACUGGAUAUUAAUUAACCUGUAUAGAGGCGGAGAGAAAACCUACAAUGCGACCCAGCAUACGGAGCGGGAUCUGAUCUUGACAUAGUAAUCUCUUGAUUUCCUUUUUGAUAGCUGAAAUUUUUUUUCUUGCGGUAGACGAAGGACACAGGAGGAGGCGUCUAUUUCGAAACCCAAAAAUCUCACGCCGUGUGACUGGGAGAGAGACUACUUUUUCUCCCGGUUGAUCACGAAGCCCAGGGAUUCCAAUAAGGAGAUUGCAAAGCAAGGAAUAAUAAAGUAAUAAUAGUAGGAUAUAAUGAACUAGAAAUAAUAGUGGAAAUAAUGACCAAACCGAAUAUUAAGAGCACUGACAGGAAAAUGGGAUAAAGUAAAAAUAAGGCAAUAAUACCAGUAUGAUUACAAUGAAAAGUAGAAAUGAUAAGGAUAAUGGCACUAAUUAUAAACCAAGUAUUGCGAACAACCAAUAAAAGGCCACAGCAACCCACAAAGCAAGAGGCAGUGGCCCUCCGACCUUUGCUGAUGAUGGAGCAGUAAAAAAAGAGGAAGUGACAGAGGAAAGACGUUUUGUCUGUUUUUUCCUUUUUCUGAUUGGUUAAUUUUUUGCGAAGCAAACUUGUGCUGCUGUGGAGUUUAGUAAAGCGAGUUAAGCAAAAAUAUGAAGCCUCCUGCCAUGUAAUAAAUAAAUUUUCACAUUAGCCAUCCCACUUUAUGACAUUAAUAGUCUAAGAGCCCUAGGGUGGGUUAGCCAGGUAGAGGGUGCCGAAACACUCAUUGCACUACAGUGGACUUUGAAGGAAACUUUGUACCAGGGACACUGUAUGGUAAGAAGAUUGCAUAUGGCAAAGAAUGUAUGAUUGAAAGAGUACACCAAGGACAUGACACUAGAUGGCUGUCUAUCCAUAAGACUCUUAAAAUGACACUGUAUCACAAGGACCCAGAACACAGAUGUUUAUCCGAUAGGAACACAUUACUGGAGAAUCUGGUUUUAAAGUAGACAUUUAAAUCGGGGACAGAAGCCUGGGGUGAAUGGUUAAUUGGGAGCAUAUUGAGGGGUGCAGUAUUGUAUAGAGGACAUCAUGUUUUAGAUAAGCACUGCACAUGCUCUGGGACUGAUAGAUUUGUUGGUUUAAUAGUGAUAUGUACCAGUAAACAUAUUCUCUUAGGUUAAUAUUAUAGCUCUAUCCCUUUCUCUUUUUGUCCUAGGUCUGUGAAAUUAUAGAGUCGCCGCUCUUCCUCAAGUUAAACCCUAUGACAAAGCACACAGAUGUAAGUACUUUUUGUGAUUUUGUUUUUUUUUAAUUAAUUAUAGUUUUACCCUUUUUGAUAGCGCUCUUUCUCUCUCCUACCACAGCUGCCCGUCAGUGUGUAUGAAUCGGUGAUUGACAUUGUAAAUGGUGAGGUAAGUAUUUUUUUUUAAAGGCUUCUUGAGAAUUGUUUGUGUUCUUGAUUGGCACUGCAUUGUGACUGUUCACCCCCACAUAAGAUGUGAUACAUUACUCUGUGGCCAUAGCUUGAAUAUUGGGACAGCAUUGUGUGGGGCAUCUUUGUUUUGUGCACAUUUAAUUUAUCAAAGUUUAGCAAUAGUCUUUUGCGUGUCUGUGCCAUUUUCUGAUUGUCCUGUGAUGUCUUCUAUCUAGGCCACCAUGCUCUUAGCCGAACUCCCGUACACAUUGGCCACAGAGGAAGCCGAGCGAAUUGGGGUUGACCACGUUGCCAGAAUGACAGCAACUGGAAGUGGGGAGAACUCUACAGGUAAGAAAUUAAGUGUUCAUAAAUCAAUGAUAAUUAGUGGUAAAGAGAUGACUGAGUUGAAGAAUUUGAAAGCAUUUCACUCCCUUUUGCCAACCAUAUCCAUCUGUUUCAGUGGCCGAACAUCUCAUUGCUCAACAUAGUGCCAUCAAGAUGCUUCACAGCAGAGUACGGCUUAUCCUGGAGUAUGUCCGAGCUGCAGAGGCCGGUAAAUAUACAUGUUAUGAAUACAAGUUAGCUUCUUCAUCAGUGCUGGCCAGUGUUUUCGUAGUGUGAACUGCCCCAGCUUGCUGUAAGUGUCCUUGCCCGGUGAACCCUAAUGUUAAUAAUUAUGGUUUUCUUCAUAGGAGAGGUGCCCUUUAACCAUGAAAUCCUGCGGGAGGCCUCAGCACUAUGUCACUGUCUUCCUGUACUUAGCACUGACAAAUUCAAGAUGGAUUUCUAUGAUGUGAGUUAAGCAUUUAUCUACUCAUGCACUUCAUGCUUUCGGUUUGAUUUUAAGUCAGUCUUAUUCUACCCUGUUCUCUUUUGCCAAAUUCUGGUCAAUCUGCCUUUUUGGUUUUCUUCCGAUACAGCCUUUUUUUCUUAAUAUUCUGACCUCACUGUCUUCAUGUUGAAUUUCAAAGCCAUCUCCAUAACUUACCCUUUCAUGUCCUUCCUCCGUUGCAGCAAUGUAAUGAUGUGGGUCUGAUGUCUUACCUGGGCACCAUCACCAAGACCUGUAACACCAUGAAUCAGUUUGUCAACAAGUUUAACAUCCUGUAUGAUCGCCAAGGGAUUGGCCGGCGUAUGAGAGGGCUGUUCUUCUGAAAGUUCUCAGUCUACCUAACCUCAAGCCCCACCUGUAUAAAUAAACCUCUUUCCCAUAUUUUAGGAAUAAAAUGUUAUUACCAUCAACCUUUUUUGUGAUUUAUGUGACCUGGGAGGAAGCAGCUUAGAAAGGUCUGUCAAAGUGAAAUAUUAAACUACAGCCAUAUACUUUAAAAGCUUUGCUAAUAAAGCUUAUACCAGAACAAGUCUGUCAGUAUGGAAUUUACCUGUGCAGUCGUAUUCAAUAAAUUAGACUCCACAGGUAAAUCCCACAUGGAUAGAUUUGUUCAGAUUAAAAGUAAUUUGUUAGUACAAGAAUUAAUAGAAGUUUGAUUAUUUAUGUAGAAUUAAGAAAGUGAGUGUCCAUGCAUAUUUCUCCUGCCGACUGAUUGACAUUAAGCGGAAGGAGGCAGCUAUUUUCCUAUUAUUGCAGUAAGUUUUCCCUAAUUCCUUAUCUGUGAAUGUCAAGCCAUGUCAUUUUCUCCCAAUACUUUAAUCAUGUUUAAACAUCUUAAAACAACCCAAAACUACUGGUGACCUGAUUUCACACUCCAUAUUGCAAUCUAAUUGGAUGGGUGGGUGGAGGGAAGAUGUUGUCUGUUCUGUUUGACAGGUUGUGUGCAGCAGUGCUUGGCAAGUAGGAAAAGCUGGCCUCUUAUAACAGUCUAAUCCCCCCACCCUGCUGUAGUGAUACAGACCUCUGGAAAUGAAGACAUGUAACUUACUCAAACUGAUUCACUAGUGCAUUCACUCUGCAAAGAGAAUGACUUGGUCUCAAAAUCGCUUUUAUUGGACAUGGUUAAAGGUCAACUAUAGAGCCAUGAAAGGUUUUCCUGACAGAAAAAGGUGCACAAGCAGCAGAGAUGACUGCAGCCUGGAGAGGAUUGUCAGGAAAAGGCAAUUCAAAAGUGUUGGGGACUUUCACAAGGAAUGGACUGAGGCUGGAGUCAGUUCAGUGCAUUAAGAGCCACCACACAUAGAUGGAUCCUGGACAUGGGCUUCAGAUGUAUUCCUCCUGUCAAGCUGCUCCUGAACAACAAACGUCAGAAGCGUCUUACCUGGGCUAAAGAAAAACAGACCUGGUCUGUUGCUCAGUGGUCCAAAGUCAUCUUUUCUGAUGAGAGCAACUUUUGCAUCUCAUUUGGAAACCAAGGACCCGGUGUCUUGAGGAAGAAUUGAGAGGCACACACUGCAAGAUGCUUGAAGUCCAGUUGAAGUUUCCACAGUCUGUGUUGAUUUGUGGAGCCAUGUCAGCUGCUGGUGUUGGUCCACUUCAUUAAGUCCAGGGUCAAUGCAGCCGUCUUAUCAGGAGAUUUUGGAGCAUGCUUCCUCCCGCAGACAAUCUUUAUGGGGAUGCUGACUGCAUUUUCCAGCAGGACUUGGCACCUGCCCACACUGUCAAAAGCACCAAAGCCUGGUUCAAUGACUGUGGGAUUACUGUGGUUGAUUGGCCAGCAAACUCGCCUGACCUGAACCCCAUAGAGAAUCAAUGGGGCAUUGCCAAGAGAAAGAUGAGACCUGAGACUGAACAAUGCAGAAGAUCUGAAGUCCGCAAUUGAAGCAUCCUUGUCUUCCAUAACACCUCAGCAGUGCCACUGGCUGAUAGCUUCAAUGCCACGCCGCAUUGAGGUAGUAAUUGCUGCAAAAGUGGCCCAAACCAAGUACUGGGUUCAUAUGCAUGCUUAUACUUUUCCGAGGUCCGAUAUUGUUCUACGUACACUCCUUGUUUUAUUGAUUGCAUGUAAUAUUCUAAUUUACUGAGAUUGUGGAGUUGGGGUUUUCAUGAGCUGUAAGCCAUAAUCCUCGCACUUAUGACAAAUCACGGCUUGAACAAUCUUGCUUUGCAUGUAAUGCGUCUCAUAUUAGUUUCCCCUUUUACGUUGCAUUACUGAAAUAAAUGAACUUUUGCAUGAUAUUCUAAUUUUCCUAUCACCUGUAAAGUGGUCUGGAUGCCUGUAGUGUUUCUUUAAGGUUACACAACAUGUACUCAAAAAAAUAAAAUAAAAUUUAGGUUUUCAAUUGCUUUAAAUGACAGAUUUAAGAGCUGUGCCUGCAUUUGCAAAAUACCCUUUCAUUACAAGUCUGCAUUGAGCAUCGCCCAGACCAAGUCAGUAAUCUAGAAGCGCUUACUGUUUGAAUAUCCUCUUGCUAUAUUGAUGGAUUGUGGUUUUAUCUGGUUAGUGCCAACAUAGUUAUGGUGCUAUAUGGCUACCAGCUUUGUAUUCAGUUUAAGAAAUUGAUAGGAAAUAAACUUCUGCACUAGCAAUUUUGCCUUUUGUGGGUUUAUGCAACUAGGGCAAACUACUAGAAGAAAAAAGAAAAAAAAGUGCCUCCAUCUAGGUCAAUAACCUCUACACAUGUGUUGUAGUUACGGUCAAAGAUUGUCCCAUUAACCCCUUAAGACCGCAGCCAAAUGUACACGUUGUGAUCAAAACAAAAUGUAAACAAAACUUGGCAUUUGCGCUACAUGUCUGUCCAACCGUAAUUCACCUCUUUCAUAUUAAAUGCACCCACACUUAUAUAUCAUUUUAUUCAGG
Molecule: messenger RNA, 9811 nt
Organism: Pelobates cultripes (western spadefoot toad)
Lineage: Eukaryota; Metazoa; Chordata; Amphibia; Anura; Pelobatidae
Source: the annotation of a GenBank genome assembly